AAUACAUAAAAGGAGAAAAAGCAAAAAGGGCAAAGAGCGAGCGACAUCCCAAGGCGCUCUCUCUCUCUCUCUCUCUCUCUGAUCUUUAUGUUUCAUCACACCAACCGCCAUUCCUUCAGCUUAAAGCCUCAAUCCAUUGACAACCAUUGCAGUGACCCCAGUGGUACUACUACUCAUUUAGAGAGAGAAACUAACAGAGUAAAAAGGGAGAUAUGGAUGUGGGUAGAAGAAAGGGCGCCACAAGAAACGGUGUAGUUGCAGGGUCUGUUUGGGAGAGCAGAAUGAAGGUUGAUGAAGUCAAAGGAGGUAUCAAAGUCUUCAAUGGCGAAGACAAUUCAGAAGAAAAUGGCGAUAACACUACUGCUACUGCUACUGCUCUACAAGUGGAUAACAAAAGGUUGAGACCAAAACAGAGUCCAGUUGGGGUUAGUGGGAAGAGAAAGACAUGGAAAUCUGAGAGUUCUGAAAACCCAAUUCAGAUUGCAAGGCAACGAUCUGAAGUGAAGAAGACAAUGGAGGAGCAGUUUAAGGAGUUGAGUGUCUCUGCCGAUUCAAUCAAGAAAAGCCCAAUUCAGAUGAAGAAGACGAGAUCUGAUGUGGGUAAGGAGCUUAGUGUAUCCGUUGAUGGAAUUCAGAGAAGCCCAAUUCAGAAAAUGAAGACAAGAUCUGAAGAAGCUAAGCAGCUCAGUGUGUCCGUUGAUGGAAUUCAAAGAAACCCAAUUCAGAGUAGGAACCCAAAAUCUGAAUCAUGUGAGGAGGUUGGUGAAUUCGGUGAUGGAAUUAAGAGGAAUUCAAUUCAGUCGAGGAAGGUGAAAUCGGAGUCCAAUAAGCCUCCGGAUGAAUCCAUUGAUGGAAAUCAGAGGAAUUCACCUCAAUUGAGGAAGGUGAAAUCGGAGUCGAAUAAGACUUCGGAUGAGUCGGGUAAAAAGACUCUAGAUAGCUUGGGGGAUGGAAAUGAGAGGAAUUCAGUUGAGCUAAGGAAGGCUAAACUGAAGUCUGAUAAGGUUGUGGAUGAGUCUAAUAAUGGUGUUGAUGGGCCUGUUGAGGGAAUUGAGAAGAGCCCAGUUGUAAUUGAGAAGAAUAGAUCUGAUGAAAAUUGUAAAGAGCUUGAUGUGUGUCAAGAAAAGGUCAUUUCAAGUAGUUUGAGUAAUGUGAGUCAGGUCAAAUCUGCUUCACCAUUGGUGGUGAAUGAUGAUGAGCUUGAUGAUGAUGAUGAUGAUGAAGACUGGGAUGAAGAAUUGGAGGAAGAGAUGGAUGAGGAAAUUGAGACUGAGGUAGAGAAGAGGAGCUUUGAUAUCAAGGAAAUUAACAUACCAGAGCAAAAACCCAAACAGGUUGUGAAUGAAGAGAAGAAGUUCCAUCAAGUCCAAGAAAUACCAAAGCCCAUCUCACCAAUUGUGAGAAAACAGCCUCCUCCCGUUGUGAAGAACACCAGAAUCCAUCCAAAUCCACCAAAAACUACUACUCCUAUUGUGAAGAACGCCAGAAUCCAUCACGAUCCCCCCAAAACUACACCAAAUCCAGUUUUCCAUUCAAUACCUGAAACCCAUAACAGAUUACAGAAUUUAGUUGAUCUAGUGAUGUGGAGAGAUGUGUCGAGAUCGGCAUUCGUCUUUGGAAUUGGAACAUUCAUCACAAUUUCAUUAUCUUACACCAAAGAUCUCAAUAUCAGCUUAAUUACUGUAAUUUCCUACCUGGGUCUUGUCUAUCUUGCUCUAAUCUUCCUAUACAGAUCCAUCCUAUGCAGGGGAGUUAUAGAUGUAGAUGAUAGAAUCCAAGACUAUGUGGUGGGUGAAGAAGAAGCAGUUUGGUUACUAGAAUUGGUACUUCCUUAUUUGAAUGAGUUCCUCUUGAAACUCAGAGCUCUUUUCUCUGGGGAUCCUGCCACUACAAUGAAGUUGGCAGUGCUGCUGUUUGUUUUGGCUCGGUGUGGCAGCUCCAUAACAAUUUGGAAGAUGGCCAAAUUGGGCUUUUUUGGAGUUUUCACCGUACCAAAAAUCUGCUCUUCCUAUUCCACCCAGUUGACUGCAUUCGGUACAUUUUGGGUUCGACGCUUUCAAGAUGCUUGGGAGUCAUGCUCUCACAAGAAAGCUGUAGCAUUUGCCAUCUUUACUGUUGUGUGGAAUCUAUCUUCGGUCGUUGCUCGUAUUUGGGCAGUGUUUAUGCUAUUUGUGGCCUUUAGAUGUUAUCAGCAGUCGUUGAUGAGAGAUGAUUGGAUGGAGGAAGAAGAAGAAGAAGCAGGAUAUGACGAAGAUUCUUGGCAACAACAGAUUAGAGGAGAGGGACAAGGCCGUCGUGGGCCCACUAUAGUGGAAAUAAAGAAAACCAAGAAAGGAUUCUAAAAAUGCUGCCCACCACUCUCCCCUACUUUUAUCAAACAAGAGUGCCACUACUACUUAUUUGCUUCAUAGAUGAUAUGAUAUGAUAUAUGAGUUUGUAAUAAUAAUAACAAUAAUAAUAAGUCUGUUUUCAUUUA
Cornus florida is the source of this 2476-nucleotide messenger RNA. Its product is annotated as reticulon-like protein B21. The record is from RefSeq and is a predicted model, not a curated record. NCBI's taxonomy places the organism in Eukaryota, Viridiplantae, Streptophyta, Magnoliopsida, Cornales, Cornaceae. The coding region runs from base 213 to 2342 and encodes 709 amino acids. The transcript is spliced from 9 exons.